Pieris brassicae (large cabbage white) is the source of this 2839-nucleotide messenger RNA. RefSeq names its product probable protein S-acyltransferase 23 (gene Patsas). The record is from RefSeq and is a predicted model, not a curated record. Gene Ontology annotation, cellular component: Golgi membrane. Lineage: Eukaryota; Metazoa; Arthropoda; Insecta; Lepidoptera; Pieridae. The coding region runs from base 292 to 1893 and encodes 533 amino acids. Gene Ontology annotation, biological process: protein palmitoylation. The transcript has 9 exons. Gene Ontology annotation, molecular function: palmitoyltransferase activity; protein binding.
GGUAAGUACCAACUUCCGGUUAGUACUGCGCAUGCGUCACUGUCUGACAUUUAUGAAUCAAUAUAACUAAGCUUCGUAACGUUUCAUACUCGUAUAAAAAGUUUGGUCUGAGUUAUUUGUUUAAAUAUAUGAGUUCUCGUAAAUCAUAUUGAAUUCCUGCAAAAGGCCGUGGCGGAGAGUGAAGGACCUGCGGUGGGGGCAGGUAACGGCCUCGCCGUGAAUAGUAAGGUCUAUCCCAGUCCGGGGGCGGCGCGCGGCGUUUGGGCGCUGCCGCAGCCGCCCCCAUGCACUAUGGCUGCCGAGGAAUCUCUACCUCCAUGCUCACCCAUAUCUCCUGACGCACCGUCCACCCAGCCACGGAUAACGACAAACCUCAACCAUCACUCAGAUUACGAACAACUUAUAUUCGAGGGAGUACGUUCAGGUGAGGUAUCUGAAAUCGAGCGUCUGGUAGAAAAACUUGGAGUGGAAAUUCUAAGUGCUCGAGAUCAACAUGGCUACACUCCAGCUCACUGGGCCGCCUUGGAUGGUAGCGUUGCUGUCAUGAGAUACUUGGUGGAACGAGGAGCACCUGUAGAUCUAUCUUGCUUAGGGACUCAGGGUCCUCGGCCAAUUCACUGGGCUUGUCGAAAAGGUCAUGCAUCAGUGGUGCAAGUUCUGUUGCAAGCAGGCGUCGCGGUGAACGCAGCUGAUUUCAAAGGAUUAACGCCAUUAAUGACAGCCUGUAUGUAUGGAAAAACCGCCACUGCCGCAUAUCUGCUUGGCAUGGGAGCAGCAACGAGACUAUCAGACAUAAAUGGUGACACAGCUCUCCAUUGGGCAGCGUAUAAGGGUCACGCAGAUUUAGUUCGUCUAUUAAUUUACUCAGGGGUGCCUUUACAUUGUACUGACAAUUUUGGCUCCACACCCUUGCAUCUCGCGUGUCUUUCAGGCAAUUUGACGUGCGUCCGAUUGCUUUGUGAAAAGGUUAAGGCUGAACUCGAGCCACGUGACAAAAAUGGAAAGACACCCCUAAUGCUCGCACAAAGCCACCGACAUGCGGAAGUCGUGAAACUGUUGCAAAAGGAGAUGAAACGCAAGUCUCACUGGAUGCCACCGCUUUCUGAGUUAUGGGCCUUGCUGUUCGGUGGAGCUGGUGAUUCUAAGGGACCACUGCUUUUCUUUCUCGGUUCCGUUCUCUUGUGGGGUUAUCCUAUGUAUAUUAUACGGUGCAUACCAUUAACAUGGAAUACGCUAAGGCUAUCUCACUACUGUUUUCUUUAUUGGAAUGCGAUAAUGUGGAUGAGUUGGCUUAUUGCUAACCGUCGCGAUCCAGGAUACAUACCGCAAAAUUCUGAAACUUAUUAUCGAGCGAUCAGACAAAUACCGUACUACGAUAAAUGGAAGAAACGAAAUGCUAUACUUUCACGUCUAUGCCACACGUGCAGAUGUCUACGACCUUUGAGGGCAAAGCAUUGUCGUAUUUGCAAGCGCUGCGUGGCCUACUUCGACCACCACUGUCCAUUCAUCUAUAACUGUAUCGGCGUUCGAAAUCGCAUGUGGUUCUUUUUGUUCGUGAUGAGUGUUGCUAUAAAUUGUACACUUUCUAUAUACUUCGCGUGCUAUUGUCUAUACCUAGAAGGCUUUGGACUACUUUAUAUGCUGGGUUUGCUUGAGGCCAUAACAUUUUGCGCACUCGGAUGGAUUCUCACGUGCACUUCGGUGCUCCACGCCUGUAUGAAUUUAACUACAAACGAAAUGUUUAACUACAAGAGGUACCCGUAUCUACGUGACAAGAGAGGCCGUUAUCAGAACCCGUUUUCGCGGGGGCCCAUUAUGAACUUGAUUGAAUUCUUCGUUUGUUUACCGGACAAGUUUGAUGAGCAAGACCUCUUUUAUGGAGAGAAUAUAUGAAUUACUGAUUUCGGAAUAGAUUAAUUUCGAUUUGGCUUCGCAAGCAUAGUAAAGUAUUGUGUGAUAUACAUAUUAAGGAAUCUAACAUUUUGGCUUGUUUGAAUGAAAGUUACGACAGCUUUAAAUUAUGUAUUCACAGUUUAUUGCAUAAUAUAUAAAAAAACAUUACAUGGUAUCGGCCGAUCUUAUUGUUAUUAAGGGAUAUCUUCCAGGCAACCGUAUCUACUUCAUAGCACGAAAUUCCACCAAAAGCUCUUCUAAUCCUAUUGGUAUGUCCCUGCAAACUAAAGCUUGCUUGUUGCCAUAGUUACCGGUUUUACAAAAAGUACACGUUUUAUAAUAAUGCAGUUAUUUUAUUGCACAAUUGUCCUUGAUAGGUCAAGUUCCUUUUGAUACAAAACUCGAUUGCACACAUUUAAGCAUUGCGCAACUGAUACGCGAUAAAUGUAUUUUUAAAUUGAUCUUUAGAUACACGUUUUGAUUGUAUCGGACAUAUUUUAACAUAUUAUUGUGAUAUUAAUUCUUCAAGCACAAUUUGACAAUGUCAUUAGCUAAUUCUAUAUGCAAAUUCUCAAUUGGUACAAAUAGGCUUGGGUAUAAAGACUACAGUGGUACCGAAGUCACUAGAUUUUUUAAUGUCAUUGUAAUUAUGAUAUAAUUUUAAGUUUAUAUAGCGAGCGUGGCAAGAAUAUAUUAAAUCUAUUCAUAUGAAUUCGAGAUAAUAAGAAUGCAUUUUUUUCAUUAGUUAAUAUUAUACAAAUUUUGUAUGUAACUCACUCUGUUUAUCUCUGGUUGGGGAUUUGAGGGUAUGUAAAUAAAACAACAAUUCGCUAGCACUGUUAUAUUACUACAUUAUGUCCAGCAUAUUAGUAAAUUAAUCAACACUGAGUGCAAACGAUACAUUGGGAACGCCGUUUAAGCUUUUAAUAAAUAAUUUAAGAUCGCA